UGCCGCAUGAGAGCAUGGCCUGAAUACGGCACGGUGAGUAAGUUCACUUCGAGCUGGCUGAUGUGACUGGAUAUGCGUGUUAUAAGACACGUUCCCACGUGUCACUGUUUCAUCCACGCACCUUCUUGAUCUUCCAUGUGCCACUCCUCCAGCUUCGGACGCUGAAAUCCCUCCCAACAGAUCUCAAUCCCUCACGAUGAAGCUGUCAGCAUCUCUCGUCAGUCUGGCGGCGCUCUCAGGUGCUGCCGCCCAGUAUGUUGAGACCCUAGAGUUUGCCGGGCUCAUUGGGUCACACUUUGGUGUGCCUGGCAUCCCUGGAGCAUACGACUAUGUGAUAUUGGGAGGAGGCACCGCGGGACUGACCAUGGCCAAGAGGCUGGCCGAAGACAAGAGAUAUACUGUGGCCGUCGUCGAGGCUGGCGACUUUGCCGAGUUUGCCAACGGCAACAACAGCCAAAUUCCGGCUCUUGCGGCUUCCUUCAUCGGCUCCGACCCCAAGACCAAGAACCCUUACCUUGAUUGGUACCAAUGGACGACCAAACAAGUUGGCCUCGGCGGACGCAGCGUCGUCUACAUGUCUGGCAAAGUCCUUGGAGGUGGCUCCGUGCGCAACUUUAUGUGGUACCACCGUGCCUCCAAGGCUGCGCUGGACAAAUGGGCCGAGCUCACUGGUGAUGAGUCUUACUCUUUCGAGAACAUGCUGCCGUAUUACAAGAAGAGCGCCGAGUUCACACCACCGCACGAGGAGUACCGUCUUGACAAUGCCACUACGCUGUACGACGAAGAUUACUGGAGUUCCGACGGUGGCCCUCUCCAGGUCGGCUAUCCUAACUGGGCCAACCCAAUCUCGUCCUGGAUUGCCCGCGGACUGGAGUAUCUUGGACUGGAGAAUCUGCCUGGUUUCGCUGACGGAAAUCUGGACGGCUACGCUUAUACCGCAUUCUCACUGGACUCGGAGACGCAGACGAGGAGCUCGUCUUCAUCGUCUUUCCUCCGCGCUGGACUCCGCGACGACACCAACCUCAACGUCUACAAGAACACCAUGGCCAAAAAGAUCCUCUUUGACGACGACAAGAAUGCCAUUGGUGCCGUCGUCGAGUCCGGCGGCGUCGAGUACCAGCUCAGCGCCAGCCGCGAAGUCAUCGUCUCUGCUGGAGCCUUCCGCUCGCCUCAGCUGCUCAUGGUGUCCGGCAUCGGCCCCGAGAAGACGCUCAAGAAGGUCGGCAUCAAGGUCAUUUCCAAUCUCAAGGGUGUCGGCCAAAACAUGUGGGAUCACAUCGCCUUCAGCCCCUCGUACGUAGUCAACCUACUCACCCACAGCGCCAUGUCACGACCCGACUUUGCCGUGGAGCAGUUGACAAACUACCAGACGCAGCGGACCGGCCAGCUCACCAACUGCGGCGGCGACGUCCUGGGCUUCGCGCGUUUCCCCAAGGGUGCCAUCUCCACGAAGCUGCGCAAGGAGCUGGACAAGUUCUCCGCCGACUGGCCCGACUACGAGCAUCUCUUCCUCGACGGCUACUUUGGCUACGCAAACGACAUCACCGACGGGCCUACCGACGGCCGCCAGUAUGUGUCCAGCAGCACAGCCCUCACCAACCCCUUCUCGCGCGGCACCGUCACCAUCUCCAGCAACGACACCAACGACUACCCCAUCGUCGAUCCCAACUGGCUGGGCGACCCUCGUGAUCAGGAGAUUGCCGUCGCGGCCUUUCAGCGCGCGCGCGCCGUCUUUGGCGACAACGAGGGCACCCGUGACAUUGUCAUUGGCGAGGAGGUCUUCCCCGGCCUGAACGUGUCUUCCUACGACGAGGUCCUCGAGCACAUCCAGAAGAGUGCCCAGGCGAGCUUCCACGCCUCGUGCACGUGCGCCAUGGGCAGGAAGAAGGACCCAAUGGCCGUGCUGGACUCCCAGGCUCGCGUAUACGGUGUCAACGGCCUGCGCGUGGUGGACGCUUCGGCCUUUCCCGUGCUUAGCCCCGGCCACCCCACUGCAACAGUCUAUGCACUGGCCGAAAAGAUCGCCGAUGCGAUCCUGCGAGGUUCGUCUCCCAACAAGCCCAAGAGGGCGCCACUAAUGGGUGUCAGGGGCAUGCGGCUCUAGAACCCGACGCAGGUAAUGGACCAUGGCAGACUUGCU
Emericellopsis atlantica is the source of this 2140-nucleotide messenger RNA. Its product is annotated as glucose-methanol-choline oxidoreductase. NCBI's taxonomy places the organism in Eukaryota, Fungi, Ascomycota, Sordariomycetes, Hypocreales, Bionectriaceae. The record is from RefSeq and is a predicted model, not a curated record. The coding region runs from base 197 to 2104 and encodes 635 amino acids. Gene Ontology annotation, biological process: secondary metabolite biosynthetic process. Gene Ontology annotation, molecular function: flavin adenine dinucleotide binding; oxidoreductase activity, acting on CH-OH group of donors. The transcript has 4 exons.